CGUGACGGCCGCGCCGCGGACAUGCGCUGUGUGCCGCCGCUGGCUGGCUGCUUCUCGGCGACUCCACCCCUCUCCUGCAGACGAAGGCAUGGCGAGCACCGAGACCAGAAGGGAGUGUGAGACAGAGGGUUGCAGCAAGGACGCCAAACUUCAGUGUCCCACAUGUAUCAAGCUUGGUAUUCAAGGCUCCUAUUUCUGUUCACAGGAAUGUUUCAAAGGGAGCUGGGCAUCUCACAAGUUGCUGCACAAAAAAGCAAAGGAGGACAAAAACCAGAAUGAAUCUAAGAACUGUGUGGAGAAGGACAUCAACACAGACCCAUGGCCAGGCUACCGCUACACAGGAAAACUACGCCCUCACUACCCACUGACUCCUAUGAGACUUGUACCUGGUGACAUCCAAAGACCUGACUAUGCUGAUCAUCCCAGAGGGAUGUCUGAGUCUGAGCAAUUUCUGAAGGGGACGUCACAGAUCAAGAUCCUUUCUCCUGAAGACAUCGAAGGCAUGAGAAUAGUUUGCAAGCUUGCACGAGAGGUCCUGGACAUUGCAGCCAUGAUGGUGAAACCAGGCGUUACAACAGAAGAAAUCGACCAUGCUGUGCAUCUGGCCUGCACGGCAAGGAACUGCUACCCCUCCCCUCUCAACUACUACAACUUCCCCAAAUCCUGCUGCACGUCUGUCAAUGAAGUCAUCUGUCAUGGCAUCCCAGACAGAAGACUACUACAAGAAGGAGAUAUCCUCAACGUGGACAUCACAGUCUACCACAAUGGUUUCCAUGGUGACCUCAACGAAACCUUCUUUGUCGGAGAGGUGGAUGAAGGAGCAAAGAAGCUAGUUCAGACCACAUAUGAAUGCCUUAUGCAAGCCAUCGACUCUGUGAAGCCUGGUAUUCGCUACAGAGAGUUAGGUAACAUCAUCCAGAAGCACGCUCAGGCCAACGGCUUCUCUGUGGUGCGGAGCUACUGUGGCCACGGCAUCCACAGACUUUUCCACACUGCUCCCAACGUGCCACACUAUGCCAAAAACAAAGCAGUUGGAGUUAUGAAGCCUGGCCACGUGUUCACCAUUGAACCCAUGAUAUGUGAAGGUGGAUGGCAAGACGAGACGUGGCCUGACGGGUGGACGGCGGUGACCAGAGAUGGGAAGCGCUCGGCUCAGUUCGAACACACCCUGCUGGUGACGGAGACCGGCUGCGAGAUCCUCACUCGCCGCCUGGAGGAGAACGGCCGCGCUCAUUUCCUGAGCCAAAUGUAGGCCGGACCGGAACACACCAAGGACUGGACUUUGCAGACACAGACACCCAGCACCUCUGGGUCUCACACACGAACGCUCACACACACACAUCUCAAACAAGAGGCACCACUGCUAGAGCUCAGUGUAACUGUGGCUCUCAUAGUUCUUUGCAUUAAAUAUUGGUUCCUCAAACUAAAUGGAAGUACUUGAAUGUGUCUUAUAUCAAAUGUGGAUUGCUUUAUUAGUGAAAACCGUAUCCUUUGAAGGUAAUAUGAGAGUAUUUAGGAAGUUUGGGUUUGCUUAGUGGCCGGGUUUCACAUCAGACUUGUUCUGACCUCUGGGUCAUGGCACCGGGAGCUUUUACUGGCUAGUUGUUGUCUGUGGUGUGUGGAGCUCAGGGCAAAUCCAACUAGUACGCCAUACUUUGCUUCUUUUCUCUCAUCCUCUGCUAACUUAAUCAGACAAUGAAUUUACGAGAGAUGGGCUGAAAAGAACCGGCAAUAGUAGAGACAUAGGAAAGUUCCAGGAAACAGGGUCAACAAGUUGCACAAGCUCCCCGGCUAUUAACAAACAUUUAAAAUGUCAUUAAAGUAGGUUGAGUGUCACCACAAAUGAAAGUUUGGAUUUCAGGCAACAAAGAGCAUAUUUUGCCAGCCAUAUUGGAUCUCUUCAGUUCUUUUGCAACAAGCAGAGUUUUAAUAAUUUUCUAAAGGUUUAAAAGUUUACCAAUUUGCCAUCUUAAUGGACAUAUGUAAUGGAAUAGAUUGACAUUUUAGGAAAUAUGCUCAUUUGCUUUUUUGCUGAAGGUCGAUACUACUCUUUAACUUUACGUUAUAUAUGAAGCUAGAGCUAGGAGAUAGUUGGCGUAGGUUAGCCUAGCUUACAAUAAAGACAGGAAACAGGGAGAAGCAGCUAGCCUUGCUCUGUCCAAAGUUAAAAAAUUUGUUUACCAGCACAUCUUUCUACCAAAACCAAAGUGGAAAAACUACAAAUUCUGGUUUUACAGGGGGUUAUGUGUACUGUGCCAAGAAAUACUCAUGCACAUAACCCUUUCGCAAAACCAUACCUGUCAUUUUUUAACACUCACUAAACAAACAUUAAUAAUAAACAACAUAAAGCAUAACGUGUCAGUUAAUGAGAUUUAGAGUUUCUGUUCGCUAAAUACAAAGGUACAGCCAGGAGAUGGUUAGCUUAGCUAGCCUGGGUCUGUCUAAAGGUAAAAACAAAAUUCAUCUUUCAGCACCUCUAAACCUCGCUAAUAAAAAAUGUUAUACUGCAUUUCAUUCAGUGUUCUUCUAUAAAAAGUGUAGAAAUGACAGGUUGUGGUUUUAAAUUAUUAGUGUUGUAAUUAUUUAAGUUUGGACAAAGCCACGCUGGUCGUCUCCCCAGGUUUUGAGGCCUUGUUCUAAGCUAGGCUAAACUAAGCUAGCCCUCUCCUGGCUGUAGUUUCAUAUUAAAUGGACAGAUACAUUAUUUGAGCUGUAUCGAUCUUCUCAUCUAACUCUUGGCAAGAAAGCAAGUACAUGUAUUUCCCAAAAUGUUGAGCUAUAGUAUGUUUAAUUUAUGUACUUUUGUUAGGAAAAUAACCAAUAAUUAAAUGAUUUAUUGCAUCAUGCCAGCCUGUUGGCUAGCUAAUGACAGUACCAGGUCAACUAUCACUGUCAUAUUUCCCUUAGAAGCACUCCAACUCAAUUGCUGUAUCCUGAAUGUUGCUAUUAUUAGUUCACAGCCUUUUGAGGACGUAAACCACAGAGCAUUUAGGUAGAUAUCCAGUAUAAGAGUGAGGACAAUUGAGCUCAAAGUCGUUCAAGUGUUGAACUUGUUAAUUCUGUUUUGAGGAGUACUCCUUUGGUGUAUCGUGUUUCCAAUAGCCCUGGUGUAGCAAAUUGAGCCUUAAUGUGUGAAUCUAGGAAUUAAAAGUUUCCAGAUGUCUCAAGGCACGUUAACUGAUGUUUCCCCCAUAUCUCAACAGUCAUCAUUUUCCUUGACUUGGGGACUUUCCUGGCGUGAGCAGCAGUUCUACAUUUUCAGAGGACUAAUGUGAUCACAGUUUCUCUGCCAUCUUUGUAUUUCUUCUAACAGAGUAAUAAAUGACUCUUCUGUA
Molecule: messenger RNA, 3335 nt
Organism: Xiphias gladius (swordfish)
Lineage: Eukaryota; Metazoa; Chordata; Actinopteri; Istiophoriformes; Xiphiidae
Gene: metap1
Product: methionyl aminopeptidase 1
Exons: 11
Coding region: 89-1252 (387 amino acids)
Biological process (GO): proteolysis
Molecular function (GO): metalloaminopeptidase activity
Source: RefSeq, a predicted model, not a curated record